Argiope bruennichi is the source of this 1484-nucleotide messenger RNA. RefSeq names its product ocellar opsin-like. Gene Ontology annotation, cellular component: membrane. The transcript has 5 exons. The coding region runs from base 156 to 1355 and encodes 399 amino acids. Gene Ontology annotation, biological process: phototransduction; G protein-coupled receptor signaling pathway; visual perception. Gene Ontology annotation, molecular function: G protein-coupled receptor activity. The record is from RefSeq and is a predicted model, not a curated record. NCBI's taxonomy places the organism in Eukaryota, Metazoa, Arthropoda, Arachnida, Araneae, Araneidae.
GGCAGUAGAAAGUCGCAUUCGUGCAAAGCAAAGCGGUUCCUUGUGGUCCUGUUGGCUAGCAUCCUCUGCGAGAGAUUCACAGCACUUUUCCCUUGUGGGUGACUCUUGCAGAUCGGAGAUUUCCGAGUAUCAGUUUUGAUUUACCUUCUUCAGUCAUGUCUGCUCAGGCUUUAAAUAGUGCCUUUAUGGCCCCUCGCGCUAUGCUUGGAGCCCCUGGAAGUCUUGGUGCCGCCCCAGUGCCCUACGAUGGUGCGUUCUUUCCUUACCAGAGGAAUGCCACCGUCGUCGACUCUGUGCCAAGCGAAAUCUUGCACAUGGUCCACGAGCACUGGUACCAAUUCCCUCCGAUGAACCCCUUGUGGCACAGUCUGCUUGGGAUUGCCAUGAUCAUCCUUGGCAUCGUCAGUGUCAUCGGAAAUGGAAUGGUUGUUUAUCUCAUGACAUCAACCAAGAGCCUUAAGACACCGACUAACAUGUUGAUUGUAAAUCUUGCGUUCUCGGAUUUCUGUAUGAUGGCCUUCAUGAUGCCCACCAUGGCCGCUAAUUGUUUCGCCGAAACAUGGAUCCUCGGACCAUUUAUGUGCGAAAUCUACGGGAUGGCUGGAAGUCUCUUUGGCUGCGUCUCCAUCUGGAGUAUGGUUAUGAUCGCGUUCGACCGCUACAAUGUCAUCGUCAAGGGUAUGUCAGCUGAGCCCCUCACAUCCAAGAAAGCAGCCCUGCAAAUCUUCUUGGUGUGGAUCUGGUCAGCAAUCUGGACCCUUCUGCCCUUCUUUGGAUGGAACAGAUAUGUACCUGAAGGCAACAUGACAAGCUGCACCAUUGACUACUUGACAAAAGACUGGAACUCAUCCUCAUACGUCAUAUUCUACGGCCUGGCUGUCUACUUUGCUCCCUUGUUCACCUUAAUCUACAGCUACACCUUCAUCGUGCGAUCUGUUGCCAGACACGAGAAGGAACUCAGAGAACAAGCCAAGAAGAUGAACGUCUCUUCUCUCCGAGCCAACUCAGAUCAGAACAAGACAUCCGCUGAAUGCAGGCUCGCCAAGAUUGCCCUGAUGACCGUUGGUUUGUGGUUCGUCGCCUGGACACCAUACCUGAGCAUCGCAUGGAGCGGUGUCUUCGGAACUGGAAAACGCCUGACUCCUCUUGCCACCAUCUGGGGAGCCGUCUUCGCCAAAGCCGUCGCCGUCUACAACCCUAUUGUGUACGGUAUCAGCCAUCCCAAGUACAGAGCAGCUUUGCACCAGAAAUUCCCAAGCCUCGCUUGCGCAACAGACACUGGUGACCACGGAAGUGAUAACAGGUCUGAGGCCACCGUCGUCGACGAGAAGCCACCCAAAAAUUCAGAAGCUUAAUUUUUGAAUCUUGUUUUCUGCUUUGUAAAGUAAUUGACUUUUCUCGCCUAAGUGGUUUAUUCUGUUUUACUGCCUAGCUAGAAGAAGUUUCGCUGUAAAUGCCUCAUUAAUAAAUUUGCAUUGAUCAGA